Messenger RNA from Aspergillus mulundensis, 921 nucleotides. RefSeq lists its product as uncharacterized. Lineage: Eukaryota; Fungi; Ascomycota; Eurotiomycetes; Eurotiales; Aspergillaceae. The coding region runs from base 1 to 921 and encodes 306 amino acids. The transcript is spliced from 4 exons. The record is from RefSeq and is a predicted model, not a curated record.
AUGAAGGGCAUGAAAGGCCUCUUCGCUGCCGCCGCGGCCUCGGCGCUCUUCCUGACCUUUGCGCGUGCUCAGCUCGACAAGCCUGCCCUCACCUCCAACCUGGACUACCUCCUAGAAGGCAACGCCAACAACCUGCCCACCGUGAACCGCCAAAUCGCCAUCUGGGCAAGCGGGUACAUCCCCAAGGACUGCCAGGACCUCGGUGCAGGUGAGGGAUACGAUGCGAGCGAGUUCGAGGUGUAUGAGGUUACAUAUGACGACUGCGCCGACCCCUGGCUCUUCUGCCGCCACAAGGACGUCGAAACCACCAUCGAAACGGCCGCUGAGACAUUCUCCAAGUUGCCCGUGAAGGUCCGGGACUGGGUCCGCCAGAUCCUCCUCCUCCCCGGCGCGGACUCGGCCUUCGCCAUCAACGGCAACGUCGCCUUCUUCGGUUCGACAGGCGGGAACGUCGACGUGAUGAUCCACGAGUCCGCGCACGGCCUCGACGGCUUCGCUGCGUUCGGCGAGAACCUGAGCACAAGCGAAGGCUUCCUCGCCGCCUACGACGCCGACACCCACGUCCCCGACGACUACGCGCGCAGCAGCCAAGCCGAAAACGUCGCGCAGAACACGGUCGUCGCGGUGUACGACAAGAAUGUCCCUGGUGGAUUCCCGGGUGUGCAGGAGCAGUACACUGCGAUUCUGAACCAGUAUAGCUAUAUCGAGGACAAGGCGGGCGAUGCGCUGUUGCCCGGGGGAACGUGUGAUCGGCAUCUCGAGAACUCGGAGACGGUGGUUUUGGGGUCUGCGGCUAAUGCGACGGUGUCGAGGGUGCGCAGGGCUGCUGGCGCUUGGAAGGUGCCCCAGUCGGGGCUCAAGGGGGAGUAUAGCAAGAUUGUCAAGGAGUUUCAGCCGUUUCAGUUUAGGGAGGGGUUUUGA